Monascus purpureus is the source of this 1921-nucleotide messenger RNA. The record is from the annotation of a GenBank genome assembly. NCBI's taxonomy places the organism in Eukaryota, Fungi, Ascomycota, Eurotiomycetes, Eurotiales, Aspergillaceae.
GCAGACUCUGGCCUUCCAGAGGAGCACCCGGCGGCCUUUGCGUGUCGGACCAUGGGCUGGAAGUUGAAUGAUGGGGUUUCUUUGAACGACGCCUUGAAUUUGGAUGCUGUUGCGAAAGCUUCAGAAACGCAGACACUAGGCGCUGUCAUGGAUGAAGGGGUCAGACAGUACCAGCGAAUGCUUCCUUUGGCUCCAAAGGAUAUGCGAUUAAUCAAUUGGCAUUUUGCAAAUUUGGAGUAUGCAAAUGCCGCGAAUGUGGGUAAGCUCAGUCUUUCUGGGUGGGAUCAGGACAUGGGCAACGAGUUCGAGGGCGAGCACUCCCAGAUCAUAGGUGGCUUCCAGCAGGUGCCUUACGGGCUAUGGUCUUUGCCUACAAAACUUGACGUCCGGACAAAUAAGACUGUCUCAAAAAUAUCCUAUGACUCGACCGGCUCGGGCAAACGCAAAACUGUGGUUCACUGUGACGACGGGGAGAGUUUUGUAGCAGACAAGGUGGUCUUCACUGCCUCUCUGGGCGUUUUGAAGCACCAGGCUGUGCAGUUUGACCCCCCUCUUCCGGAUUGGAAAGUGGGGGCUAUCGAACGGCUUGGGUUCGGCCUGAUGAACAAAGUCAUCUUGGUAUUCGAAGAGCCGUUCUGGGACACCGGACGGGACAUGUUUGGGCUUCUACGCGAGCCAAAGAACAGGGAUAGCAUGGUUCAGGAGGAUUAUUCCGCGAAUCGUGGCAGAUUCUACCUGUUUUGGAAUUGCUUGAAGACUACCGGUCUUCCAGUCCUGAUAGCCCUGAUGGCUGGCGAUGCGGCACAUCAAGCAGAAUGUACGCCAGACGCUGAAAUCAUCACCGAAGUCAUCAGCCAACUUCGAAACAUCUUCAAGCACGUUGCCGUUCCCGACCCGCUAGAGACUAUUAUUAGCAGAUGGGCAACCGACAAGCUCACUCGAGGCAGCUACUCCUUCGUUGCUGCCCAAGCACGUCCUGGCGACUACGACUUGAUGGCACAACCAGUUGGUAACCUGCAUUUUGCCGGAGAAGCCACCUGUGGCACUCACCCGGCCACUGUCCAUGGCGCGUACCUUUCAGGACUCCGCGCCGCAUCGGAGGUGAUUGAAUCAAUCGUCGGCCCCAUUGAAAUCCCUCAACCGCUUGUCCCAGAGAAAACAAAGCAGACAGGCCCCAACAACCCCGGAAACGCCGCGGUAUCUGCUAAUGGACAAAUGGGAAAAGAAUCAUCAGCGCCAACCACCAUUCCCCCGGGAGGAACCCCAAUCCCAGCCCAAUCGAACAACUCGCAACCAAAAGAUGCAGCCCUAAGACAGGCAUACGAACAGGAAAUGUGGGCAGCCGUCUACGCAGAACUAGGCCCACCUGAACCCCGACCCGCCAGAACCGGACUAAACGCCUUCCUCCUCUACCAGAAAGACUACUGGCAAAAAGCCAGAGAGCAGAGCGAUGAAGCCCGACGCGAAGCCACGAAGAACCCCAACGCCAAGGCCGCCCGAGACGAGGUCCGCCACACCCUAGGCCUGAUGUGGCGACAGGCCAGCAAGGAGGAGAAGAGGCCAUAUAUCGAGCAGACGGAGGCUAAUCGACAGAUGAAUGCGGAGGUAUGGGGACAAUGGAAACUGAGGAUGGCGGAAUGGGAGAAGCGGGCGAAGGAGUGUAAGGAGCGGUGGUGCGCUACGCAUCCUUUUGAGGCGUGGACGCCUGGUUCCGUUCGUCGUACGAGGGCAAGUGUGGUCUGAGUGUUGAUUCCCUCCUACAAGUCAUGCCAAGGAAGAGGGGGUAUUGAAAUGGAGGAAAGCGAGCUAUUAACUAUCAGCUAUUCGUCUAUCAUCCUUCUCACUGAGUUCGUUUGCUGUCCCAUUUUUUUAAUGUGCCGCCAUUGUCCUAGUAUUUAUAUAGAUAGGAAUUUCACUUCCA